UGUUAUUUCUCCUUCAAGUUUUCUAAUGACAGCUUUCAGUUUUCGUUUUUCUAGGUAUAUUUCACUUCAUUUUCAUCAUUAUCCUGCAAAUUAUGCAUUUUUUGUUUCUCCUAUAAAUGAGAGUUGUCAACUUCUCAUCCAUCCCAAUCCCACUCUGCAAAACAUGGCCAACUCUAAUGUUGCCUUCUUUUUCUUCUUUGCUCUUUUGAUUGGACAUGGAAUUGUGGAGCUUGAAGCUUCACACCAUGUUUACAAACACCUUCUAGGUCUUCUAUCUUCUGCACCUGCAAAUCAACCUUACAGAACUGGCUAUCAUUUUCAACCUCCCAAGAAUUGGAUUAAUGAUCCUAAUGGAGUUAUGAUUUACAAGGGAGUUUACCACUUGUUCUACCAAUACAAUCCAAAAGGUGCAGUGUGGGGCAACAUUGUGUGGGCUCAUUCUACAUCAAAUGAUCUUGUGAAUUGGACCCCCCACGAGCCAGCCAUUUUUCCAUCCCAGCCAUCUGAUAUCAAUGGUUGUUGGUCCGGUUCAGCCACUAUCCUCUCUAGUGGCAAACCAGCUAUGCUUUACACUGGAAUUGACUCCCAAAACAGACAAGUUCAGAAUCUAGCCAUCCCCAAGAAUUUAUCCGACCCUUACCUUAGAGAAUGGGUUAAAUCUACUAAAAACCCUUUGAUGCAACCCACUGCUCAAAAUCAAAUCAAUUCAAGUUCAUUCAGAGAUCCAACAACUGCUUGGUUAGGCCCUGACAAUAAAUGGAGGGUCGUCAUUGGAAGCAAAGUGGAUCAGCUAGGCUUAGCAAUCCUUUACAAAAGCAAAGAUUUUGUAAAUUGGUAUCAAUCUAAAACCCCAUUGCAUUCUGCUAACACUGGGAUGUGGGAAUGCCCUGACUUUUACCCUGUUCCAAUUCAUGGCCAGAACGGUGUUGAUACCUCUCUUAAUGGCCCUUAUGUCAAGCAUGUACUUAAGGUCAGCUUAGAUAAUACCAGGCACGACUGCUAUACUAUUGGCUCGUACGACAAUGUCAAGGACGUUUAUAAACCGGAUGAAGGAUCUGUGGAGGGUGAUUCGGGGUUGAGAUACGAUUAUGGCAAAUAUUAUGCUUCCAAGACUUUCUUUGACGAUUUCAAGAACCGGAGAAUCUUAACAGGUUGGAUCAAUGAAUCAUCAAGUGUGGCUGAUGAUAUCAAGAAAGGAUGGUCUGGAGUUCACGCAAUUCCUAGGAAAAUCUGGCUAGCCAGAUCUGGCAAACAAUUGGUGCAAUGGCCAGUAACUGAAAUAGAAAAGCUACGUACAAACCACAUUGGCUUGGCAAACAAGUUACUCAAGGGAGGAUCUGUAAUUGAAAUUUCUGGUGUCACUGCUGCACAGGCAGAUGUUGAGGUCUCUUUUGAGAUAAAAGACUUUGAGAAAGCUGAGGUGCUAGAACCAAGCUGGACUAACCCACAGCUCCUAUGUAGCCGAAAGGGUGCAUCGGUUAAAGGGAGUCUCGGUCCAUUUGGGUUGCUAGUUCUUGCUUCGGAGGGCCUGAAAGAGAGGACUGCAGUGUUCUUCAGAAUAUUCAAAGGCCAUAACAAAUAUAUGGUUUUAAUGUGCGGUGACCAAUCCAGAUCUUCCCUAAAUCAAGAUAAUGACAUGACAACAUAUGGAGCUUUCCUAGAUGUAGACAUUCGACAUCACAAGUUGUCACUGAGGAGCUUGAUAGAUCAUUCCAUAGUGGAGAGCUUUGGUGGAGGUGGGAAAGUUUGCAUCACAUCUAGAGUUUAUCCUACGUUAGCAAUUAACAAGGCCGCCCAUUUGUAUGCAUUCAACUAUGGAAGUCAAUCUAUAAAGAUUUCAAAGUUGAAUGCUUGGAGCAUGAAGACAGCUAAAAUCAAUUGAAACUAUAUUAUAGUUUCAAAAAUGGCAUCAAAGUAUGGCAACUGAUGACAUUUAAAUGGACAAAUUUAACGAUGCAAUGAAAAAGAAAUGGAUAGAGAGAAACAAUUUCAUGUUAUUACAGACCAUUUCUACCUUUUAAUUUCACUUGUAAUUUAAACUAGUACGUACCCUUACACCAUAUGUUCAUCUCUUUGUAGACGAAAUAAAAAUAAAAAAAGGGUCAAUUUGAUAUGUUCCUUAUUA
Molecule: messenger RNA, 2125 nt
Organism: Gossypium raimondii (Peruvian cotton)
Lineage: Eukaryota; Viridiplantae; Streptophyta; Magnoliopsida; Malvales; Malvaceae
Product: beta-fructofuranosidase, insoluble isoenzyme CWINV1
Exons: 7
Coding region: 26-1882 (618 amino acids)
Biological process (GO): carbohydrate metabolic process
Molecular function (GO): hydrolase activity, hydrolyzing O-glycosyl compounds
Source: RefSeq, a predicted model, not a curated record